CGCGGAAGCAGCGUCUCCCAAAGUACGACUAGCAAUCCCCGGCCCGUUGGCUUUCGAAAAGGUGUCUCCAGGAGCUCACAACAACCAACACAACCAUUCCACGUCCACUUCUUCUUUCUUCUCCUACGGCUGUUGUGGAGUUAUUCUUCCUCCGUUCUCUCCUUCAGCCCACACUCUUUUCUGCUGUUGCCCGCCUAAAGCCGCCCAGCAGCUGAUCAAUCACCAGUGGACGUGCCCGAGGCCGCAGGGGGGCCGGUCGCAAUCAUGGCGCUUCCCAUCAAGUUCACUGAAUUGGUUCAAUUGACCAACCUUGACAUUGCGCCAGCUUCGAUCUCCUUCAAUACCUGUACACUAGAAUCCGACCACUAUGUUUGCGUACGACAGAAACUUAAUGAACAAGACAAGCCUCAAGUCAUAAUCGUAAACCUCAAGAACAACAAUGAAGUCAUCAAACGCGCUAUCAGCGCCGACAGUGCCAUCAUGCAUUGGACCCGUGGGAUUUUGGCUCUCAAGGCACAAGGAAAAACAAUCCAGGUCUUCGAUCUUGCGGCCAAGGCCAAAUUGAAGUCCACGAUCAUGGCCGAGGACGUUGUCUUCUGGAAAUGGUACAGCGAACGCAGCUUGGGCCUGGUUACAGAUACCUCGGUCUAUCACUGGGACGUCUUCGAUCCUACACAAACAGCCCCCGUCAAGAUGUUCGAGCGCAAUCCCAACUUGAAUGGUUGUCAAAUCAUCAAUUACCGUGUGAGCGACGAUGAACAGUGGAUGGUGGUUGUGGGCAUAUCUCAGAGAGAAGGCAGAGUGGCUGGUACGAUGCAGCUUUACUCGCGUAACCGUGGUAUCUCUCAACACAUCGAAGGUCACGCCGCAGCGUUUGGGACUUUCCAUGCAGAGGGUAACCCUCUCCCGCACAAGUUGUUUACCUUCGCCGUACGGAAUGCCGCCGGUCAAGGUAAACUCCACGUGGUGGAGAUCGACCCGAGCGAGAGCAACACGAGGUUCACCAAGAGAGCCGUGGAUGUCUACUUCCCCGAUGAGGCUGUCAACGAUUUCCCCGUGGCCAUGCAGAUCUCCAAGAAGUACAGCAUCAUCUACAUGAUCACGAAAUACGGGUUCAUUCACCUGUACGAUCUUGAAACUGCCACAUGCAUCUUCAUGAACCGCAUCUCCAGCGAAACCAUCUUUGUCACGGUCCCUGAUUCAGAGUCGGCCGGCAUUGUUGGCAUCAACCGGAAAGGCCAGGUACUUUCGGUCAGCGUUGAUGAGAAUACCAUCAUUCCCUACCUGCUCCAGAACCCCGCCAACUCUACGCUGGCUGUCAAGCUGGCGUCAAGAGCCGGGCUUCCAGGUGCCGAUAGUCUGUACCAACAACAAUUCGAGACCCUCUUUGCUCAAGGCAACUACGCCGAGGCUGCUCAGAUUGCGGCAGACUCGCCCAGAGGUUUCCUACGGACACCCGAGACUAUCAAUCGUUUCAAGACCGCACCACAACAGCCCGGGCAACUUUCGGUCAUCCUUCAGUAUUUCGGCAAGCUACUCGACAAGGGAAGACUGAACAAGUAUGAGAGCGUGGAAUUGAUCAAACCGGUUUUGGCGCAGAAUCGCAAAAAUCUCCUCGACAAGUGGAUGAGCGAAGGCAAGUUGGAGCCAUCGGAAGAGCUUGGCGACAUUGUUCGCUUGCAUGACUUGGAGCUUGCUCUGAAGAUUUACCGCGAAGCCAACGUGCCCCCAAAGGUAGUGGCAGCUUUGGCGGAGACCGGACGGCUAGACGAGAUCCUUCCAUACGCGCGGGAGUCGAACUAUCAGCCAGAUUUCACUACCUUGCUCCAACACGUUGUGCGGUCCAACCCUGAGAAAGGCGCGGAGUUUGCAACCCAAUUGGCCAACAAUGAAGGUGGUCCUUUGGUUGACAUCGAGCGAGUCGUUGAUGUUUUCAUGUCUCAGAAUAUGAUCCAACAGGCAACUGCCUUCCUUCUUGAUGCUCUAAAAGAGAAUCGGCCGGACCAGGGUCAUCUGCAGACGCGCUUGUUAGAGAUGAAUCUCAUCAAUGCACCACAAGUCGCCGAUGCUAUUCUUGGGAAUGAGAUGUUCUCUUACUACGACAAGCCUCGGAUCGCUCGUCUAUGUGAACAAGCGGGUUUGCUGCAGCGUGCGCUUGAGAACACCGAUGACCCAGCCACUAUCAAGCGCAUCAUUGUCCAAACUGACAAGCUUAACCCUGAGUGGCUCCAGCAAUACUUUGGCCGAUUGACAGUUGAGCAGUCCCUCGAAUGUUUGGAUGAGAUGCUCAAGGUGAAUAUUCGUCAAAACCUGGCUCCAGCAAUUCAAAUCGCGACCAAAUUCUCAGAUCUAUUAGGUCCAAACCGUCUAAUUGCAUUGUUCGAAAAGCAUCGGACGGCGGAGGGCCUCUACUAUUAUCUUGGAAGCAUCGUCAACCUCAGCGAAGACCCAGACGUUGUCUUCAAAUAUAUCGAGGCUGCCGUGGCAAUGCAGCAAUUCCAAGAAGUUGAGAGGAUUUGUCGCGAGAACAACCACUACAACCCAGAGAAGGUCAAGAACUUCCUUAUUGAGGCACGCUUGACUGAUCAACUCCCGCUGAUCAUUGUGUGCGAUCGUUUCAACUUUGUUAAGGAUUUGGUCAAUUACCUGUACCGCAACCAGCAUUUCAAAUCCAUCGAGGUGUACGUCCAACGCGUAAAUCCAUCCCGCACCCCAGCUGUGGUCGGAGCCUUGCUUGCCCUGGAUUGUGAGGAAUCAGUCAUCAGGGACCUUUUGUCGUCGGUCGAUCCUGCAGCAGUGCCCAUGGAUGAGCUCGUCAACGAAGUUGAGACCCAGAACCGCCUGAAGCUGUUACUGCCCUUCCUCGAGAGAACAUUGGCGCAGGGCAUUCAACAGCCUGCUGUUUACAACGCCCUGGCCAAGAUCUACAUUGACAGUAACCACGACCCUGAGAAGUUCCUCAAGGAGAAUGACUUGUACGACACCCUGACGAUCGGUAAAUACUGCGAAAAGCGCGAUCCCAACUUGGCCUACAUCGCCUAUCGCAAGGGUCAGAAUGACCUCGAGCUGAUCAAUGUCACCAAUGAAAACUCCAUGUUCAGAGCUCAAGCCCGCUAUCUUCUCGAGCGCGCCGACCCGGAGAUCUGGGCAUUCGUCCUCUCGGAAAACAAUCCCCAUCGGCGAUCACUGAUCGAUCAGGUUAUUGCCACAGCGGUACCAGAGUCGACAGAACCAGAUAAGGUCUCGGUUGCAGUCAAGGCAUUCUUGGAUGCGGAUCUCCCAGCUGAGUUGAUUGAGUUACUCGAAAAGAUCAUUCUUGAGCCAUCUCCUUUCAGCGAGAACAGCAGCCUGCAAAACCUGCUCAUGCUCACUGCGGCGAAAGCUGAUAAGUCUCGUCUUAUGGACUACAUUCAGCGGCUUUCAGAGUUCAGCACGGAAGAGAUUGCAAACAUGUGUAUCCAACAAGGCCUGUACGAGGAGGCACUCGAGAUCUACAAGAAAGUCAAUGAUCAUCUUGCUGCUGCCAACGUCCUGGUUGACCACAUUGUCAGCAUCGACCGUGCUCAAGAGUAUGCCGAGAACGUUGACUUACCUGAAGUCUGGAGCAAAGUUGCAAAGGCCCAACUUGACGGGUUGAGAGUUAGCGAUGCAAUUGAGUCGUACAUCAAAGCACAGGACCCGAGCAACUACAACGAGGUUAUCGAGACUGCCACGCACGCAGGUAAAGACGAGGACCUUGUCAAGUUCCUCAAGAUGGCGCGCAAGACCCUGCGUGAACCGGCCAUUGAUACUGCGCUCGCCUUCUGCUACGCCAGAUUGGAUCAGCUACCCGAGCUUGAAGACUUCCUCCGUUCUCCUAAUGUCGCCGACAUCGAAGCCUGUGGUGACAGAGCGUGCGAGGAAGGUUACCAUCAGGCAGCCAAGAUUUUCUACACCAGCAUCUCCAACUGGGCCAAGUUGGCAACCACCCUGGUUCACCUCGGUGAAUAUCAGAAUGCGGUGGACUGUGCCCGGCGGGCAAACAGCGUCAAAGUCUGGAAGCAAGUCAACGAGGCGUGUGUUGCAAAGAAGGAGUUCCGUCUUGCGCAGAUUUGCGGUCUCAACCUCAUUGUCCAUGCGGAAGAACUGCAAGACCUUGUCAAACAGUACGAGCGUGAAGGAUACUUCGAGGAGCUCAUCUCGUUGCUCGAAGCCGGGUUGGGACUUGAGCGGGCGCACAUGGGCAUGUUUACUGAACUUGGCAUUGCGCUCUCCAAGUACCACCCCGAGCGGGUGAUGGAGCACCUCAAGCUCUUCUGGUCGAGAAUCAACAUUCCCAAGAUGAUUCGGGCUUGCGAGGAGGCCCAUCUCUGGCCCGAACUCAUAUUCCUGUACUGCCAUUAUGACGAGUGGGACAAUGCAGCAUUGGCCAUGAUGGAACGUGCUGCGGAUGCCUGGGAGCACCAUUCAUUCAAGGACAUCAUUGUCAAGGUGGCCAACCUCGAAAUCUACUAUCGGGCUCUGAACCACUACCUGCAGGAGCAACCUCUGUUGUUGACCGAUUUGCUGCAAGUGCUCACGCCGCGGAUUGAUGUGAAUCGCGUGGUGCGCAUGUUUGAGAAGUCGGACAACAUCCCCAUCAUUAAGCCAUUCCUGCUCAGCGUCCAAAGCCAGAAUAAGCGGGUUGUGAACAAGGCGAUCCACGACCUCCUCAUCGAAGAGGAAGACUACAAGACAUUGAAGGAUUCGGUGGAAAACUACGACAACUACGACGCGGUCGAACUUGCGCAACGGCUCGAAAAACACGACCUUGUCUUUUUCCGACAGAUUGCGGCGCAGAUCUAUCGCAAGAACAAGCGAUGGGAGAAGUCUAUUGCCUUGUCGAAACAAGACAAGCUGUUCCGUGAUGCCAUUGAGACGGCGGCGAUGUCUGGAAAGCCCGAAGUGGUGGAAGACCUCUUGAGAUAUUUCGUCGACAUUGGCAGCCGCGAGUGCUACGUCGGAAUGCUGUAUGCAUGCUACGAUCUGAUCCCAUUACAUCUUGUGAUGGAGAUUUCGUGGCGUCACGGCCUCAAUGAUUUCACCAUGCCCUUCAUGAUCAGUUACAUGAGCCAGCAGUCGGCCACGAUUGAACAGUUACGCAAAGACAAUGAGGAGCGCAAGGCCAGAGAGGCGAGUCAGCAGAAGACUGACGACAACACUCCAAUCAUUGGAAGCCGACUCAUGCUAACACAAGGGCCCGCCAACUUGGCACCAACCCCGACGGGUUUUGGACAGACAAACGGCAUCACCCCGCAACCCACCGGAUUCCCUCGGGCUUUCUAGGUGAGCAGAUCAGGCCAAGCGAUUCCGGGGAGACAUACCCGCGGGUAUUUUCGGGGCGGACCUAGGCUCGGAUCCGAGAUCAUGUGUAAACAGAACUAUGUCUAGGGAAAAAACCGGCGAAGAUCGAGUCAUAUGGGGCGGCUAGGUCUGCGAUGUGCUUCCUCGGGGGGCAAUGUCGGAGGCUUUUGACGCGAGGAUGGAGGAAAGCCAAUCUUAUCAGCAAAAUGGCCAAAGCAGGUGCUUUGUAAGAUGUACUUGACUAGUAGUCCGGGGUUCAACGCCAAAUUCAGACUGGCUUGAUGGGGACAUAAAUGGUGAUGUGUAUUCAAUCAAGCGGCAUAGCAACGAGCAAGUUGACCUUGACAAGCUGGGUUGCUCUUGUAGAAAAGUAAUAACUAUUCCCAAUAAUGCCACUGUUAGUAUGAUACGGUA
This is a messenger RNA of Exophiala dermatitidis NIH/UT8656, 5736 nucleotides long. RefSeq names its product clathrin, heavy polypeptide. The transcript has 5 exons. Bases 265 to 5304 code for a protein of 1679 amino acids. The record is from RefSeq and is a predicted model, not a curated record. Gene Ontology annotation, cellular component: clathrin complex; clathrin coat of coated pit; clathrin coat of trans-Golgi network vesicle. Gene Ontology annotation, biological process: Golgi to endosome transport; intracellular protein transport; receptor-mediated endocytosis. Gene Ontology annotation, molecular function: clathrin light chain binding; structural molecule activity. NCBI's taxonomy places the organism in Eukaryota, Fungi, Ascomycota, Eurotiomycetes, Chaetothyriales, Herpotrichiellaceae.